GUUGCUACAACGCCGUAGAGGGAUACCUGUCCGCCCGACCUGGACAAACGAAGGGACCGCACCGCGUGAACACAAAACAUACACUUAAUUGUGGGCGGCUCGGCGUCAGCUUGAUACUCACGCGCGCUCUCAAUCAUAAAAUGUUUUGCUGUGAACCACGAGGACAGGCUGGUGGUAACUAAGCUUUGCACCACCAGGAGAACAAACGGAUUAUUACCGCCUCCUCCCGUUACCGGCUCCCCCACUGUUUAUGUGCCCGUGUGCAGUGAACCCGUGGCCAUGUCCUUGGUGAAGUGUGACGAGGAGCAGCGAUGGAUGCCAACGCACGUGCAGGUAACUGUGCUAAGGGCGCGAGGGCUGCGCGCGAAGGGCAAACACGGCACUAGCGACGUUUACACCAUUAUCCAGUUGGGCAAAGAGAAAUACUCCACUUGCGUGAUGGAGAAGACUACGGAGCCGGAAUGGGGCGAAGAAUGCUCAUUCGAGCUGCUGCCGGGGAUACUGGAGGAGGGAGGGCGAGAUGCGUACCCACCCGGUAGUGUCGACCUGACCCUCACCGUUAUGCACCGAGCCCUCAUAGGACUAGAUUUGUUCCUGGGCCAGGCUGUUAUACCGCUGGAUUACGCAUUUCAGGAUUGUAAAAGCAUGAAAAGCGAGUGGAACCGACUGCAAUCUAAAACUGGCAAAAAAGAGAAGGAACGGGGGGAGCUUCAAGUGACCGUGCAGUUCACUCGCCACAACCUGACGGCCAGCUUGUAUGACCUUUCCAUGAAGGAUAAACCUCGCUCUGCUUUUGACAAGCUCAGACAACGCAUGCUUGCUAAGAAGCGGUCUGUCGAAAAAGAUUCCUCUUCCGCCAUCGUUGCUGGGGGAUGCGAAUCACUGGUCCGCACUCAGGGGCGUUUGCCUAGUGAUGGGGGUGGCGAAGAGGACUAUGAGGAUGAUGAAGGUGGGGAGGUCCGGAGGAGUAAAAUGAGAAGUUUUUUCCUGCGUGGGAGGUUGCGAAAGUCUUCAGACACUCGCUCUAGCACGUCGCUGGGCUCUGAGAGCAGCGAGUCAUCAUCACGGGGUGGUAGCCUAAGCCCAACAGCAGGUAUCAGUGUCGUGGUCUCAGAUCUGUCCAACUCUCCAAGUAAUAGCAGCAACCUGACAGCAGACAACAGUCCAGAACACACAGUGGCUCCCUCACCACAGGUUUCUCCUGUCAGACAUGUGUAUGGCAAUGAUAUGUUUGACUUCAAACUACCAGUGCCUCAUUCUUCAGAGAACAACACCCCAAUUCUGCUUCCUUCGGUGUGUAUCAAUGACAAUCCAGUGGAAACGUCCCCUCUUACUCACCACCCGCCAUCACUCAUACUACAGCAACCUCAUCCUGAGUCAACUAAACUAGUAACUCAGUCAGGUCAAGCACAGGCAACCAAGCUGCAGCCCCAGAAAACAAAAUCAACAGAACCAAAAUCCCAAAUUAGUGCAGAGACCUGGCCAUCCAAGUCAGACUCCAAGCCUAGGCCUGAGCCGCAGCUCCCAGCUCUUGGGUUGCUCCAGAAAGGCUCCUCUCUGUCCCUUUCCCUGCAGAACCUCGAUCACAGUGGGGAAGAAAAACAGAGUGACAUCGGACGACGUUGGUCUUUCGAUAAACCUGGAGAGGAGGAGAAAGCCGCCAUUGUUGCAGCAUUAGAGUAUGCUGGGAGAAUUACGGAUGAGUCAGUGAUCGAAAUGGUGAUACCUGUUGGAGAUACAGAGAUUCAGAGCAAAAAGUGGCGGGGUUUGUUCUCUCAUGGGAGAGGCGAGACAGCUGGGAAAAGAACAAUCACAAGCAAAGAUGAAACAGAACAUGCUCAACCACACAAAGGAUGGUUCAGCUCCAAGGACUUGCAGAGUAAAGCCAGUCCACAUCCAGUGAAGCCAUUGACACCCCUUGAUGAGAAAAGGUCAGAGGGUCGUUCAGUUCUGGAGAAGCUUAAAUCCACCAUCCACUCAGGACGAAGCCACCUUUCAGAUCAAGAGGCUGACAAGAAGCUUGUGGAAGGAGGAGGAUCAUACUACCACCUGAACCACAGUGAGCUGGUUAAUUUGCUGAUCCAGAGAGAUACUGAGCUCAAAAAAGAGGGGGAGGAGUUUGAAAGGCGAGGAGCAAUGCUGGAGAAGCGUGAGAUUGAGCUAAGGAAGAUGAAGGUUCUAAUCCGAGAUCUGGAGGAUUAUAUUGACACACUGCUUGUGCGCAUCAUGGAGCAGACACCCACACUGCUGCAGGUUCGUCCCAAGAUGAAAUGAUAAAACCUGAUGAUGAAAUGCUCAGCAAAUCCUCCACUACCCCUCCAUUAACCUCUAUCAAGCCCUGGGCAGACUUCACAACCCUGCACUGCAACCAUAUAAAGUUACAACUGCUGUUAGUUGACAGGCAUGGAGGAGAUGGUGGAAUGCAUAACUGUGUCCAACUUUACCUGAGCCUCUAUGGGGUCUCUGCAGGUAUGCAUUUAUCGUUGAAAUUGGUACUUUGCUUCUAAAUUUGAAAGCUGACUUAUGAGACACGUGACUGUCCAGCUACAUACCAAAUUCACAUGUCGAUCAAAUGGAAGGCAAGUCCUUGACAUGUCAAACUUCAAGAGCUAGAGAAAAGAUUAUAAUGCACAAAAAAAAACCAUUGAUUUAAUUUAAGUUUUUUCUAUUAUAUUUUGGCAUAAUCCUCAGUUGCUUGAAUGGAGCGAAUUAGAGUCACAAAGUUAGAGUUUGAGGUUUCUUAAUGUGAGCAAGAGAGGGAGUAUUUAAGGGAUAGUUCACCCCAAAAUUAAAAUUGAUGAUCACAGCUUUUUAAUUUUAGAGUGAAGUAUCCCUUUUAAAAGAGCAAGAAAAGAGAGCAGAAUCAGCCAGUUUCAAAUCUGCUUGUGCCUCCCUACAUGUUUUCCGCUCUUUACUUGAGAGUUUAGGAACAGAGGCUCACACUAACCAACCUUCUAUUUCUAGCUUGUAUAUCAGUGUCCUUCCUCUCCCUUCCCUUGCUUGAGCCAAUGCACACACAUCGCCACCAGUGCUUUCAGGAGUAAUGAAUGGAAUAUAUAUUGUAUUCAUUGCAUAUAUGCCACUCUGACAAAAUGCCAAAUGCUGCCUUAUCAGACAGUAUUUUCUCAGUUCUGCAGUUGCUGAAGUCCUUUUUUUUUAUUUAGAUUGCACAUCAUAUUACAAUAUAAAUAAAUGCGAUGGAGCAUCUAAAGUGUACUCUUUCCCAAAGCUGUUAAGUUAGUAUAGAAAUAAAUAGAUGGAUCUUUCAAAGUCUUUAAAAGCUGAGCAGAGAAUAACAGUGAAAUGGCAAACGCCAGAAGUCUGCUCUAACAUUACAGUAUUCUCAAUACAGCAACAGCUCUGGCUUGUCAAUGUUCCUAUAAUAUUAUUCUGGUGUUCUUCUGAUGUUGCCACUAUCAGUGUUGCCACUGUCUGUGUACAAUGUAGCACUAUAUGUAGAUAUGUGAUAGAGGCAUUUGUCACAGCACUUUUAUACCUCUCACAGGCAUUUACAAUUGUUCUUUCUCAACAUCUAAGGAAGUGCACAUAGUCAGAUGCACGCACACACUGCGCAGACUAAUAAUCCUCUAAACACAGGAUAAUUAUAGUGUUCGAGUGCUGCUGAAUUUAUGAUAGUCCCUGCUAAGAAGCAUACAGUAACACUUUUCAAAAAUAUAUUUCUAUGAUUAUAAGCAUUUAAGGACUUGUGUUCUCUGCCUCCCAUUCAAAACUCUGUUUUGUCUGUUGAGUGAAAGGUGGUUUAAUGAAUGUUCAUUUAUUAAAGCUUAAAUUAAAAGUUUGCAAUCCCUCAAGAGUAUGUUACAUUUUACUCAUGCAAAUACCUAUUUAUUGUUUUGUUUAAUUUUUUUAUGUUAUUAUAGUUUUCUUUGUGGUCAGGUCUUUUUUGUCACCCUAUCAUUUUGCUCUGAAGUUCUGUACAAUCUUUUUUUUGUUAUUUGGCAAUUUCCUUUAAAUGCAACCUUUUGGUAUGUUGAUUGUGUUCAUUAUGAUUAUAUAUGUUAUUAAGCCUAGGUUUCCCUUCUAAUGGUCAGUAGUGAGACAGAAAGCAAUAGAUGUGAAGGCCAGGCUUUUACAGAAUUUAAGAAAUUCAUACUUUUAUAGGUUUAAACAGUUGAAAUAUGAUAUGAAAUAUAUGGUUAGUUUGCUACUGUAUUUAACAGCAGUUCAUGUAAAUAUUCAUACACAGCCUGCAGCCUAUUAAGGAGGUAUGUUCAAGUGCCCUUUGCUGAAUGUUAUCAUGGAAUGUGUCAAUGAGAAUGAUUGUAGAAGAUGAUUUGUAUGAUUUUAAUGGUGAAGUUGAUAAUCAUAUCUACAUAUAAUGUAGUACAAACUCUGGAAUUUGCUAAUAAAAAUGUGUUUACUACGGACAUUUAAUUUUUUAGAGGUCUGAAUAUAUAUAUAUAUUUUCUUUUAGGGUAAUUUAAAACCUAGUUAUUUUUUUAAAACAUUGCAAAGGUUUUACUUGAAAAUUGUAAGUUAAUGCAUUGGUAUGCAGUUGGAUGCCAGAAUUAUUAUUCUUGCAGAGUGGGCUCAAUUAUUCCUUCUUGGUUGUAGAGAUCACUGGAUUCCUGUCACAACAAAAAAAAAAAAAAAAAAAAAAAAAAAAUGACUUGCAUAUCAAGUAGCAUACAAACACUGAACACCAUAUGCACAGAGAAACCUUUUGUUUUAGGUUCAAAAUAUUUUCAGUGCUUCCCUGAGGAUGUUCAGGGUGUAGUUACCUAAGUGUCCACUGGAGGUUGUGAUGUAUUAUUUUAUGUAAUGCCUCAUCUGCGAGAUGUUCAAUUGGCCUUUGGUGUGCUUUUUGCAUCUCUGCAAAAAAAAAAAAAAAAGUCU
Messenger RNA from Xyrauchen texanus (razorback sucker), 4857 nucleotides. Its product is annotated as rab11 family-interacting protein 5-like. The record is from RefSeq and is a predicted model, not a curated record. Gene Ontology annotation, molecular function: small GTPase binding. NCBI's taxonomy places the organism in Eukaryota, Metazoa, Chordata, Actinopteri, Cypriniformes, Catostomidae. Gene Ontology annotation, cellular component: recycling endosome; phagocytic vesicle; early endosome. The transcript is spliced from 5 exons. The coding region runs from base 280 to 2274 and encodes 664 amino acids. Gene Ontology annotation, biological process: regulated exocytosis.